Messenger RNA from Candidula unifasciata, 1050 nucleotides. The record is from the annotation of a GenBank genome assembly. NCBI's taxonomy places the organism in Eukaryota, Metazoa, Mollusca, Gastropoda, Stylommatophora, Geomitridae.
AUGAAUUUAAAGAAUCUGUUUCAAGAUUUUAAUCCCAGCAAAUUUGUCGUGUUCACUUGCUUGUUAAUCUUCACCAUUCUGUUCUCCUUACGCCUUGACAACAACAUUAAAUGGAGCUACUGGUUUGUCUUUUUACCUAUAUGGGUUUGGAAAGUGUUGGUUGUGAUCGGUGCAUUUAUUGGUGGCUCAGUGUGGUUCAGAAACCCACUUUACAGAUCAGAAACAGGAAGUUGCAAUCAGUUCAAAGCUAUGGUUCUGUCUUGUGGAGAACAUUUGGCUCUUCUUAUGUUUGAGCUACUAGUUGUUGUCAAUCUGGAAUCUGGAGGUCAUGAGUGGCUGCUUGUAUUCAUCCCAUUGUUCAUUCUGUCAAUAUUCUGUAUAGGAGCUUGUAUUUGGUGUGUUAAGAAUGACCGAACCUGUGAGUUGGAGCUAUUUUGUGCAGUCAAUAUAUUACAGUUUAUAUUUUUGGCUCUUCGUCUUGACAACAUCAUUGUGUGGAGUUGGGUGAUUGUGUUCAUUCCUAUUUGGAUUAUCAUGUGUAUAGCAGUGAUUGGUGUACUCUACGCUGUUGCACUUGCCAUCAUUGUACUGCGCUCUCCUGACAUUCUAAGUGAACAGAGACGUGGAAAUGUUUCCACAGCCAUUGGUUACUCAUUCCUUGUUAUCCCACUGCUGGUUUUUGAGAUACUGCUGGUGAAUCGUUUAGACCACGUUAAUGAAUUUGAGUUCAUUACUGUUUCCAUUCCAUUGGUAAUUUCUCUUGUGUCACUAAUGUGUCUCUCAUUUGGAGCAAAGGGGGGCAAUUGCUGGUGGUUUGGCAUACGCAAGGACUUCUGCCAUUUCUUGCUAGGUGUGUGCCCAUGUCUACAAGAAUAUGGAAACAUAUCAUAUUCCAUUCAGAAUAAUGAUAAUGAGCCUCAGCCACGGAUACCUGAUGAAAGUAGAUCAAAUUCAAAUUUUGGUCAGACAGAGCUGAAAACAAAGGUGAAAGAAAAAAGUGAUCAGUCAAGUUCAGUUGUUCCUGUUUUAUCUAUAGAAGUACCAGAUUAA